Molecule: messenger RNA, 2253 nt
Organism: Verticillium dahliae VdLs.17
Lineage: Eukaryota; Fungi; Ascomycota; Sordariomycetes; Glomerellales; Plectosphaerellaceae
Product: potassium transporter 1
Exons: 6
Coding region: 1-2253 (750 amino acids)
Biological process (GO): potassium ion transmembrane transport
Cellular component (GO): membrane
Molecular function (GO): potassium ion transmembrane transporter activity
Source: RefSeq, a predicted model, not a curated record
AUGGCUCCCGCAGAGAAGCAGACCGACGACGAAAACGUCGGGAAUGCAAAGAGCGAUAAAAGACCCGAUGUAGGGUCUAGCACUGGAAUCGCUGGAGGAGUCUUCUACGGAAGAGAUCUCGACCGUACCGGUCUCGCGCGUCGUAGCGCGUCUCAGGGCGACAACGUUGAAGUUGAUAUUGGCGACAAUGGCGAGUGGCACCAAAAUGAUGGCAAAAGGAAGCAAGUCUUCAAGGGCCGCGCCCUCCUAUGGUUGGCUUACCAGUCUAUCGGCGUCAUCUAUGGAGAUAUUGGUACAAGCCCUCUCUACGUCUACUCGUCCGUGUUCACCUCGCCACCCUCAAAGAAGGACAUAACCCAAGUACUCUCUCUGAUCAUCUGGUCCCUGGCCAUCAUGGUCACCUUCAAAUACGUCUUCAUCAUCCUACGUGCCGACAACGAGGGCGAGGGCGGUACCUUUAGCACCUACUCCCUGCUCACCAGAUACAUGAACAUCUCGAACCGAGAUCCUCGCGAAGAAGUCACCGUCCGCAUGGAACGAACAUUGACACAGGAUGUACGCCCCAUGAGUCGCAACAUUCGCAAGGUCGUUGAGAACAGCACCAUCAUUCGAAACUUCCUUAAAGUACUUGGUGCCCUGGGUGUGGCCAUGGUCAUGGCCGAUGGUGUCCUGACGCCGGCUCAAUCCGUGCUCGGCGCUAUCCAAGGCCUCGCCGUGGUCCAGCCAGACAUUGAUACUUCGACCAUUGUGGGAACCACCUGUGGUAUUCUUGUCCUUCUCUUCCUCGUACAACCCCUCGGCACCACCAAGCUGGCGUCGGCUUUCGCACCCAUCGUCAUCCUGUGGCUCGGAAUCAACGGCGGGUUUGGUAUUUAUAACCUCGUCAAGUACGAUUACACAGUCCUCAAGGCAUUCAACCCAUACUUUGCCAUCCAGUUUUUCAAGGACAACAAGAACAGAUGGAUGGAGGAUAUCAGCUGGCUCGCCUGGGCCUACCCCUGUCUGCUGCUGGCAUACAGUGGUCAAGCGGCGCACAUUGCUGAGAUGCCUGAGAAGUACUCGAACCCCUUUUUCAACACAGUGCCUCCCGGCAUGCUGUACCCCAGCCUGGUGCUCGCAGUCCUCGCAGCCAUUGUGGCAUCCCAGGCCAUCAUCACAGCGACGUUCCAGCUCUCAAGCCAGCUCAUGAAGCUCUCCUUCUGUCCUCAGAUGAAGGUUGUCCACACCUCCCGGAAGUUCCAUGGCCAGGUCUACGUGCCCUUCCUCAACUGGCUGCUCAUGCUCGGCACCAUCCUCGUUACAGCCGUCUACAACAACACCACGAGGCUGGGUCAUGCCUACGGCGUCUGCGUCAUCUUUGUCACCUUCUUCGACACCAUCAUGGUGACUCUCGUAGCCCUUUUUGUUUGGGAUCUCCCGCUUUGGCUGGUCGCUGUACCUGCACUCGUCUUCGCCACGCACGACGGCCUUUAUCUCUCCUCAGCCCUGACAAAGGUGCCCCUCGGCGCUUGGUUCACCCUUUUGCUGUCAGGCAUCCUCGCCACCGUCUUUCUUCUCUGGCGCUUUGGCAAGGAAAGGCAGUGGAGCGCCGAGGCCGAGGACCGCUUCGCGCCUAGCAGACUGCUCGUCCGCAACGGCGAGGGCAUGCUGGCGCUGACGCCGCGAUGGGGCGGCGACGCACUGUCGCCCGUCAGCGGCUUCGUCAUCUUCUUCGACAAGACGGGCAUCCUGACGCCAAGCGUCUUCACCCACUUUGUCUCAAAGCUCGGCGCCCUGCCGGAGGUAUCUGUCUUCUUCCACCUGCACCCCGUCGAAACGCCUUCCGUGCCCGAUGCUGAGCGUUAUCAUGUUUCGAGGUUCUCGAGCGUGCCAGGGUGCUACCGCCUCAUCGUUCGUCACGGCUUCAUGGACGAGGUCGUCAGCCCGGAUCUCAGUGCUCUCAUUUAUGAACAGGUGCGCAAGUUUGUCGCUCGCCAGGCGCCUGCGUCGGGAGAGCACCCAGGUGCAGAGAUCUCGGCUGGCCCUGUCCAGACCACGGCGUCGGAGCUCGCCUUGCUGAAGAGCGCGUACCAGCGCAAGGUGCUGUACGUGGUCGGCGAGGGGCAGAUGCGGAUUCUAAAGAGUCACAAUGUCUUCCGCAGGGUCAUGUUGUGGACGUUCUUGUGGAUCAGGUCCAACACGCGAGCCAAGGUUGCGAGCUUGAGAUUGGCGAUGGACAAGGUCGUCGAGGUUGGGUUUGUCAAGGAUAUCUGA